This is a messenger RNA of Anastrepha ludens (Mexican fruit fly), 8175 nucleotides long. RefSeq names its product maternal protein pumilio (gene pum). Gene Ontology annotation, biological process: post-transcriptional regulation of gene expression. Gene Ontology annotation, molecular function: mRNA 3'-UTR binding. The transcript has 8 exons. The record is from RefSeq and is a predicted model, not a curated record. Gene Ontology annotation, cellular component: cytoplasm; nucleus. NCBI's taxonomy places the organism in Eukaryota, Metazoa, Arthropoda, Insecta, Diptera, Tephritidae. The coding region runs from base 1 to 2700 and encodes 899 amino acids.
AUGUGCACAAAUCGCAACAGCAGCGCCAAAUCGAUAGAUUUGAAUAUGAGUUUUACUAGCAGUGUAAGUUCUACUAGCUCUGCUCUUGGCGUGGACUAUGGAAAUGCUGCUGUAAGUGACGAUGUGCUUUCGCUAGCUUUGAAUCAAAAUCAACAACUUUUCCGCUCACAGAAUCCCGGACUCGCUGCCACAAAUGCUGCGGCCGCCGCCGCUGCUGCAGCAGCUGCCACAUCGGCUGCGCCACCUGGCGCUCCGAAUGGCACAAUGCAGCCACAACAGAUGGCACAAAUGGCCGCCUCACAGCAAUUCUUGGCCGCACAACAGAAUGCCGCAUACGCAGCGCAACAGGCAGCACCCUACGUCAUCAAUCCAGGACAGGACGCAGCACCCUAUAUGGGUCUAAUUGCAGCACAAAUGCCACAGUAUUAUGGUGUGCAAUGGGGCAUGUACCCCAGCAAUCUGAUACCACAACAGGGCACACAACCGCGGCGGCCGUUGACGCCAUCGCAGCAGGGCGCUGAGAAUCAAUCGUAUCAGGUCAUACCGGCAUUUUUCGAUCAAAGCGGCUCACUGGUGAUGGGACCACGCACAGGUACACCAAUGCGCCUUGUAAGCCCAGCACCGGUGUUGGUACCGCCAGGAGCCACACGUGCUGGCCCACCGCCGCCACAGGGUCCACCACAACUAUAUCCGCCGCAGCCACAGACGGCUCAGCAGAAUUUAUACUCACAACAGAAUGGUUCAAGUGUUGGAGGACUCGCCUUGAACACCAAUUCGCUAACCGGUCGUCGCGACUCGUUCGAUCGGAACACAUCCGCCUUUAGCCCCUCGGCCGUGGAUUACAAUAAUAGCAGCACUUCUACACUGCAAGCUGCUGCAGCUGCCGCAGCCGCUGCUGCUGCUGCCGCGCGCGGCAAAUGGCCCGGUGCUGUGACUAGCAGCUAUGGUGCACUAGGCGCCACUGCCUCGGCUAGUCCGAUUGGCACAGCCAUCACCCCGCCGCCACAAUCGUGUCUCGUCUCUAAUCGUGCACCAGGCGCUGAAACCAAAUAUCGUCAACAAAUGGCUGUCGGCGCUGUUGGUCUACCGCCCGCUGCGGCUGCAGCACAAGCGGCACAGGCAGCUGCUGCUGCUGCCGCUGCUAACAACAUGUUCGGUUCAAGUAGUUCGCUGUUCUCGAAACUGGCUAUUCCGGGCAAUGCAGCCGCUGCUGCAGCUGCUGCUGCCGCCGCUGCCUCAACACGUCAUGCCGCAGCCACUGCCGCUGGAUUGAAUGCAUCCGCAGCUGCUGCUGCUGCUGCUGCCGCGGCCGCGGCUGGCGCAACACAACCGGGACGUUCACGCCUUCUAGAGGACUUCCGCAAUCAGCGCUACCCCAAUUUGCAGUUACGCGAUUUGGCCAAUCAUAUUGUGGAAUUUUCGCAGGAUCAGCACGGCUCACGCUUCAUACAGCAGAAAUUGGAACGCGCCACUGCUGCCGAAAAGCAAAUGGUUUUUAACGAGAUUUUGGGUUCAGCCUUUAGCUUGAUGACCGACGUGUUUGGCAACUACGUCAUACAGAAAUUCUUUGAGUUCGGCACACCCGAGCAGAAGAACACACUGGGCAUGCAGGUGAAGGGUCAUGUGCUGCAAUUGGCAUUGCAAAUGUACGGUUGUCGUGUCAUACAAAAGGCGUUGGAGAGUAUUUCAUCAGAGCAGCAACAGGAAAUCGUGCGUGAAUUGGAUGGUAACAUAUUGAAAUGUGUAAAGGACCAGAAUGGCAAUCAUGUGGUGCAAAAGUGCAUCGAACGCGUGGAUCCAUCGGCGCUGCAGUUCGUGAUCAAUGCCUUCAAGGGUCAAGUAUAUACGCUAAGCACACACCCAUAUGGCUGCCGGGUCAUACAACGCAUAUUGGAGCACUGCACCGCUGAGCAAACACAGCCAAUACUGGAUGAAUUGCACGAACAUACCGAGCAGCUGAUACAGGAUCAGUACGGCAACUACGUCAUACAACAUGUGUUGGAGCAUGGCAAGCCCGAAGACAAAUCGAUACUCAUCGCCAGCGUGCGUGGCAAGGUUCUGGUAUUGUCGCAGCAUAAAUUCGCUUCGAAUGUGGUGGAGAAAUGCGUCACACAUGCCACACGCGGCGAACGCACAGCACUCAUCGAUGAAGUGUGCACCUUCAAUGACAACGCCUUGCACGUCAUGAUGAAGGAUCAGUAUGCCAACUAUGUGGUGCAGAAAAUGAUUGACGUUUCCGAGCCGACACAAUUGAAAAAGCUAAUGAACAAGAUACGCCCGCAUAUGGUGGCAUUACGCAAAUACACCUAUGGCAAGCACAUCAAUGCCAAACUGGAGAAAUAUUUCAUGAAGACGGCAAAUCCAAUUACAACAACAGCAUGCACCACACUCGCCUCACCGUCACAAUCGUCGAUUGCGGGUAACACCAGCAUCUCAACCAUAACAACAGGGGCUUGCAGCACAGCGACUGGACUGACCAUGACCACGCCCACCAAUAGCGUGGCCGCCAGUCUAACGGUUGGCACACCUAUAAUGAUCCAAGAGAAUGGCAUUAGUGUCACAGCAGUAGGUCAAACAUCGCCAGCAGUGUCAUCCUGCACCGUAUCGACAAACAGCAGCAGCGCCACCUCAGUGGUAACAGCUGUCAAUAGCGGCCUAGGACCCAUUGGACCACCUACCGCCAAUGGUGUGGUGUUGUAAAGAGGCACUAACAGAGCUAAGCCAAAAUGAAAGCAUACUAAAUGCAUGCAGUACAAGUGAGGAGCUGAAGAAGAAGAGAAGAAGAAAAAUCACACACACACAGAUAGAAUAAAAAUGGAAUGGACACAGUUUUAUUAGUUUAUAUUCAAUAAGUAGCAAGUAUUUACAUGUAUGAAGAGAAUGCGAGCGCUAGGACGGACUUUACUAUAAUUUAAAUGUGUAACUUAGUUUUAAGAUGCUGAAUUUUUGCGGAUUCUAUUUAGGUUUCUAGAUAUUUUCUUAACAAAUUCAUGGGGGGAAAAGGAACUCUUGGGCGUUAUUCGUAAUGAGCAAGAAAAUCUAAUUUACUACAAGAAUCUCGGAAACUGAAAACAAAUGUUGACAGGCAACGCUGGUUCACACACAUUUUAUGCUUUGUAAACUAAUGAAAAACUAAUGAGAAUUAAUGGGAAAAUGAGAAAAUGAGAGAACAAAAAAAAUUGAUGUCAAACGGCACUAAGCUUCAUUUGCGCAUUCGAAUUGGAUGGCGCUCGAUUUUAAGAUAAACGUCAACCAAAGGCAUCAAAAUCGUUAACAAAAAUUGUAAAAAAAUACAACUCGAUUUCAAGUUUUCUAGAAGUUAGCAAAAGAGAAGAAAGCAAAGAUUGCAUACGUUUGAAAAAACACGAAACACACAUUCGAAGCUGCUUACAAAACAAAGAAAAUCAGCAAAAGAAAAAGUUUGUUAAAAAAAUGGUGAACUAGAAAGGAAAACUACGCUUGAAUUGAGAGCAUUCGUUUAAGGCUUUUGUAGCGCAAGCGCGCACCAAUUUUCUAAUAAACAAAAGUCAGCAAAACAGAGAAAAAUUACGUAAAAAGAAAUAAGAAAUCAUGUAAAAAACAUGAAAAGAGAGAAGACAAAAGAAAAAAGAAGAGAACACACACAAAUGAAGCAUAAUGAGAAACAAGCAGCAUCAAGAACACACACAAGCGCACUCAUUCAUCAUAUACAAGAAUUAUUUGUAAAAAACAAAAGCAAAAACAAACAGCAACAAGAAAAUAAGUUUAGUUUUAAGAAAUGUAUCUAUGUAUUUGUAAAAGUAAUUUCUCAGUAGCGUUCACACCGCAUGCUUGCACCCACCCACCCAUACACGCACGCACGCGCACGCACACACCGCUCAUACGCUUUUCCAAACGCUGCUCAUUGGCACAAAAGAGUCAACGUAGUGGCGUUUGUGAUGGCACGGAGGGGAGUGCCGGAGUGGUGGUGUGGUGAUGGUGGAAAAGCUGUGCUAUGCACUUGAACUUCGUGGGCACGAACGCCUUAUAAUUAUAAUUUACUGUUAGUGCUUUUGCUGCUGUUUUAAGUGUAGUUAUUUUAGAAGACUUUGGCAUGCAGUUUAUUUAACAAUGCAAACAACAUUUGAACACACACAAACACACACGCUUAUACAUAUAUAUAUGAAAGACAAGCAAAACACACACACACACUCACACACGCAGCGUUAGCACACAAACACUUGUAUACAGUUAUAUAUAUUUUUUUGCAUUUUUUUAGAGCGCAGCUUGAUUGGCGCAAAAAUGCAAAAAACCAAGAAAACAAAAACAAAGGACUUUUGUAUAUUAUAUUUAAAAAGAGACAAACCAAACUCACAACUAAGGACUUGUUGCGCACAAAUGAGAUUUUUUGUUGGCUGAGGAGUUGGCGGUGCGAAAAAUGUGUCAGAUGGGUGUUUUCGUGAGUAUUUAGAAUGAUGUAUAAAAGUGCAUGUAAAAAUGUUCAUAAAAAUUCAUGUAAAAAUUUCAUAACUCCAAAAACAAAAUCAAUUAUAAAAAUUCAUAUGAAAAAUGGAGACUAAUGGAAACUCGAAAUUCGAAUAGAAGAAAUUGCCAAAAAACGUCAAUAUUAUUGAUGUAAUUUGCAGUAAAUGGUGUAAUAUUUUAUUAAAAAUCGUUGGAUAAGCGGGAGAGUUUGCCAGAUAUAGUAAUUUGGCAAUUUAACAAUGCUAAAAUAUUAUAAAAAAAUUUUGUACUUUUUAUUAAAUGCUGUUUCGGCUUAAAUUACUGACUCACAAUGGCAAAUUUGAAAUUAAAAGCAGUUUUCAUGAAAAGCGUAACUUUAUGCGCACACGGCAUUAAUGAAGCUGGAAAUGUAAGCGCAACUGUAAGCUGCAGAAAAUGCUGUUGCAGGUAUUUAGGCGCAAAUGUGUGUAAUAAAAAAGAUUUCGUUGCUUAUGCGCUGUAGAAAAAACAUUUUUUCAUAAUUCUUAAAAGCUGCUUAUAUUCUUGCUUAGGAUUUCGUACAGCUGCUUGUUGUGGUAGCGAAAAUGCUAUAGCUCAAAAUAUAUAACGGCUAUUCAUUUACCAAGCAACACUUCAAUUGUUUCGCGCAAAAAUUAAUCUAUGUUGAAAAGAAGAAUAGCGCUUCCUUCAAUGCAGCAAAAAGUUAACGCAUUAUAAAAACUAUAUCACAAAUACUGCAAAAUGCAGUCUGUGGCUGGCAUCGAUGCAAAUUCGAUUCGAAAUUUCACUUAAUUCCACGUUCAGAGAGUGAAAAGGAUGCUAAAGAAAAAAUUAGGUUAUUUUAGCGCAUUCUUAGUGCAUUCGAUUGUCAUAUUUUGGCCACAAGAGUUCGCAAAGCAAAAAACGACGUGCAUUCGUCACUCUGAUUUUUGCAGCUGCAGCAAAGCAUUUAUAAACAUUUUUGUUAUUUAUUUUGUUUUUUUGUUAUGCCAUGUUUUAGUGCCAAUUUAUGCAGUUAUGUAGACAAAUAACGUACGCUCGUUAUUUUUAAAUGUUUUCGAACAUCUGCUGCGUACUAAAUAAGAGUUUUUGUUGCCUUCAAAAAGUGAGAUCAGAGUAGAGAAAAAAAAAUAAUUGUAUGUAUUCUUAACUCUUUUUGAUGCGAAUUGGAGGGAAAAAAUAUUUUGUUUACUUAUCCUAAUGUUUUACUCUUUUUAAAUCAAAUUGGGAGAAAAAACAAUUCUUUUUUUUAAAUACUUAUGUGUUCAUAAUUUCUUGAACUUUUACGAGCUGUGGGGGGAGAAAAAAUUUUUAAUAUAUUCUUAAUUUCUUGCUCUUUUUGAUCCAAAUUAGGUAAGACCAGAGUUGGGGUAAACAAUUUUUUUUUAUGCAAAUUGGGACCACAGUUGGUGGUGAACAUUUUUUUUAUGAAUUCUUAAUUUCUUGCUAUUUUUGAUCCCAAUCGGCACCAGAGUUGGGGGGGCAGAAAAAAUGUUAAGCAGGUCUUUUAAUUUUUUGCUCUUCUUGAUACAAAUUGGGACCACAGUUGGUGUGGUAAACAUUUAUUUAUGCAAUCUUAAUUUCUUGGUCUCUUUGCUCCAAAUUGCAGGCCCGAAAUGAUGAGUUAUUAGAAAAAUAUAAAAUUAAAUUUUUUUCAAAGCCAUAAAAAUGUGAGUUGACCGCUUUCUGCUUGCAUGUACAUAAAAAAUGUCUCUUAUUGACUACCAGCAAUUUUUGCUACUAGUAAAAGAAAUUGCAUUUUUUAAAUAAUAAUUUUUUUUUAACAAGUAAAAAAUUUUUAGCGAAAUGUAUCACUGUGCAACCGAAAAUUAUUUUUUGUGAAAAGGAAAAUAACUCUCUAUACGCUUGUCCUCAAAAUUUCUAAGCAAUGAACUAAAAAAAGUAAAGCAAGCAACUUUUUUUUUUUUGUUUUUUGAAUUUAAAUUAAUUUUUCUACUGCGCAACUGAAAAUCAACUUUGAUGAAAAUAAAAAAAAAACACUCUCUGUUAUAUGCUUGUCCUAAGCAGUAAAGUAAAAAAAGUAAAGUAACAGAUUUUUUUAUGAAUUUAAAUAAAUUCUUCCAGUAUUUAUUGUAAAACUCUGAUUAUAGAAAAUUUUCGCUAAAAAAACUUGUCGCACUUUUACACUGAUCUAUAAACGAUUCAGCACUCUAAAUUAUACAUCAAAAAAAAAAAACUCGUUUCCAUAUAGAAAUUUGAAUUGAAAUUAUUUGUAAAAAAAAUGUAAUAUUUUGUAAAAAAAAAUUAUGUAAUAUGAUGUAAAAAAUUUUAGUAAUAUGUAUGUAAAAAAUCAGUAUAAAUAAUUUGUAAAUGCGCCUUUUAGUAUUAACACGCACACAAACACCCACAUACAUACACACACACACACACACACACAAAUUACAACUUGUACAAACUAUAUUUUAAUUUUUGGCUCGUGAAUCCUACGAGCGCCCGCAUUCAAAUCUCACGAAGGAAAAUUUACCCCCCACACACACACAGUCGUAGUAUUCGCAAUUUGACGCUCGCUGUAACAACAAAAAGUCUCUUUGUGCGCGAAAUAUUAACCAUUUGACACUAAAUGAAAGCAAAUGAUGAUGAUAUAAAUAUUGUAAUUUGCAUACGCUCGUAAUAGUAGUUAGUACAUACACAUAUACAUAUAAACACUAAAAAUAAGCAUAAGCAGAUUAUUAGUUUUUAGAAGGCAACCCCUAACAACAAGUCGCAAACAACAAGCGACGAACCAGCAACAGAAACUUUUUUAGCUAAAGCAAGAAACUGCAACAAGCAAACAUUUUCAAACAAAAAUACAAAAACAAAAAGGAGAACAAAAAUACGAAUAUUUAAAAGAAAACAAUAAAUUUCUGUUGGUGGUAAUCACAAUGAGGAGGAGAGCAAUUGUAAACAUUUUUCUAGUAAUUAUAAGCGCAAAAAUAUGUAGAGAGCGGCAAAUGCUGUUAAAUCCAAUUAAAAACAAAAUUUAUGUUUAAAGCUAAAAUGAAAUGCAAAAUAUUUAGGGCGUGUAAACGAGUAUAACUAAUAAUUAAAUUUUGUAUUGUAAUGAAAAAAAAAAAUUAAACGAAAUAAUAAAGUGGUGUGCGUGUGCGAUUUUACGCAUUUUAAGCAGCUGGAGUGGGAAACACUACAGAAACACACACACACACGCGCGCACACACACCACACCACGCCUACCCAAAAGUGACUCGUAAGGAUUAUGUGUUGAUUUUAAAAAAUAUAUAAACUAAUGCAACCUUUGUAUUAAAACUUGUCUUAUAUAUAUGAAAAAAAAAACAAAAACAAAAAAAUUGCAUUGUACAAAAAACAGAAUUGAAAAUGUAAAAGCAAAAGCGAAAGCAGUCUACUGAAAAGUGAAAAAUAUGUAAAAUGUAAAGUUGCAAAACUGAUGUAACAUUGAUGUAAUAUUCAACAAAAAAUUGUAAACAUUGUAUUCUAUUGUAAACACUGUAUGUAAAAUUGUCAGUCGCUGCAGUUGCUGAGUCGAGCGAUGCGCCGCCGCUGCAUGAUUGAUUGGUGGCCGUUUGCUGGCUCCCGUGCACGUUCGCCGGCAACUGCUGCGUAUUCGUUUAACCAUUUGUAUGCGCGUACUCAUCACAACGUCGUAUGUAUGUAUGUACAACAAAAGGUUUUGUGUAAAAUUUUGUAAAGAUGAAAACUAAAAACAAACUAGGAAAAAAGCAAGAAAAAAUAAUUAUAAAAAAUAAAAGCACUUGAGCAAAAAUGAAUACCCAAAAA